AGCAGGACAAGAUGAACACCCUGCUAGGAAUUGAGAUAAUCGAGAUCCUGUCUCUGGAGAGACUGGUGAACCAGAGCCGCUGUCUGUGCCACAUUAAGCCCUGCUCAGCCUUCAUGGACCAGCUGAGGUGGACAGACAGAAAGACGCUGUGGGGUCUUUGCUGGCUGCUGCAUGCCGUCAAUCUGGAUUACCCAGAACUCUGUUCUUUCAUAAUCAGGAACAUAAGGGACAGGAGACCUCUGGCACCAGAUGAGGGACAACCGUGGGAAGAUGGAGAGGCCGCAGCUAGCCCAAAGAGGAAAGGAUACAUGGCAGCAAAAAUAACCUUGGUAAAGUACAACACCUUCAAGAAAAGGACCAAAGGACCAAAGGCCCAAGACCCCCUUACUACUACCCAUUUGAGACAUUGACAGUUUUAGUUGCAGAUCCAUUUGAUCUUGAUAAGAUUCCUAUAGUUUCAGUACAGUAAAGGUGUUAUGUGUGAACUGAUACACAUUUUGUAAUGUAGGAUCAUAUGAAGAAAAAGAAGGGAGGCCUGCCCUGCCUGCAAACCCUCCACAACCUCGUUCUAUUACCUCACAUCUUAAACUUAUGGAUUACAACUGGAGUUUCCAUCGGCUUUUGAAGGACAAUUUAAAAAGACCUGACAGCACAUUUUUCUUAGUAGCCACUGUGUAGGACUUACAAAGCCAAUACACCUCUGAGAAAUGUGUGUUUACAAAGCUCAUCACUAAG
Messenger RNA from Salvelinus sp. IW2-2015, 735 nucleotides. The record is from RefSeq and is a predicted model, not a curated record. NCBI's taxonomy places the organism in Eukaryota, Metazoa, Chordata, Actinopteri, Salmoniformes, Salmonidae.